AGGCGAGGCUGAGUUUCAAUUUCGUUUCUUAAGCAGGAAGCUGCAAGCAGUGGAAAAGUUUCUUUUUUAAAUUUUCUGCAGGCUUAGUCACCAAGACAGAAGCUAGCCUUGGUACAGACUCUUCACACAGGUUUACCUCCUGUUCAUUAAUUUUCUGUGUCCUAUGAGAGAGUAAAUGAGAGCUUUGUGCAUUUAAAGAGGAUGGCGUUGGCUUUUCCACUCGACCUAAGGAUGGCCAUGAGAACUCGUUUGACAUGGGAGCAAGAAAAGCUCCUGCAGAAUUACUUUGGAGGAAAACAGUUUUGUCUUCUUUACAAGGCGAGUGUGCAGAAGUUUUCUCAGCAGGAUUUGCUCUGGAAAUGUCAGGAUCAAGGUCCUACCAUGAUAAUGGUUUAUAGUGGAAAAUGUGUUAUUGUCAUGUACCUGCAAGAAGGCUUCCAGGAAAAAGAAGUAUCUAUCAUCCUUUUUGCACUCCAAGAGACUGGAUUGUCACAAUUAGCAAGUAUACCAGUUCUGCCAAAUUCAUUGUUCAGUUAUAGAAAAAAUUCUGAUUUCUUUAUACGGUUAGAAAGCAAAACUGUGACUAUAAAUUCAGCACUCCGUAAAAAGCUCUGUCUGCCUAUUCACAACGAUGUCUCAUCUAUUCAGGAGUGUGAAGCUUUCCGAUGUGAUGAGUUAUUGGAUGAAAGAAAGACAACAGGCAUUGCUGUCUUACACAGUAAUUUACUGCAUGCCCUGAGAAACUACAAGCCAUAUGGAGACCUGGUUCACCAAACACGAAUUCUGCUGCUGGGUCCUAUUGGAUCUGGGAAGUCUAGCUUUGUCAACUCAGUCAAGUCUGUGUUCAGGGGCAGCAUCACACAUCAGGCCUUGGUGGGCUGUGAUGAAAAUGGAAUAUCUGACAAGUAUAGGACAUAUUCCAUCAUGUCCAAGGAUGACAGUGGCCCCCUGCCGUUUGUUCUUUGUGACUCAUUGGGGUUGGAUGAGAAUGCAGGCUUGCACAUGGAUGACGUAUGCCACAUCUUAAAGGGCCACAUUCCUGACAGAUACCAAUUUGAUACCAUGAAGCCAAUCACAUCAAACCACCCGAAAUAUAUCCAUGACCCACGGCUGAAGGACAGAAUUCAUUGUGUGGUGUUUGUGUUUGAUAUUAAUUCUUUUGAACAUCUCUCUUGUGAGCUGGUGGCAAAGAUCAAGCAAAUUCGAAGAGACUUGAUAAAACACGGUAUUCUGCAUUUGGCUUUGCUUACACAUGUGGAUAGCCUGGAUUGCAUUACCAAAGGAGACCUGAUAGAUAUAUACAACUGUAGUCCUGUGAAGUGCAAGCUGGAACUAUUCCAUAGAGCCUUUGGUUUUGCCUUAUCUGACAUCUUGGUGGUGAGUAAUUACGUCUCAGAGUGGCAACUGGACCCAGUGAAGGACAAGCUGAUCCUCUCGGCACUGAAAGAGAUCCUGUUUACUGCAAAUGAAUUCUUAGAGGAUUUGCCUUUGAGCAAAUAUGUAGACUGAUGAUCCCGGAGCUUGAAGGUAUCAGAAGGAAAUUGUUACAAUGUUG
Messenger RNA from Arvicanthis niloticus (Nile rat), 1555 nucleotides. RefSeq names its product interferon induced protein 44 (gene Ifi44). Gene Ontology annotation, biological process: immune response. The record is from RefSeq and is a predicted model, not a curated record. NCBI's taxonomy places the organism in Eukaryota, Metazoa, Chordata, Mammalia, Rodentia, Muridae.